Branchiostoma belcheri (Belcher's lancelet) is the source of this 2439-nucleotide messenger RNA. Its product is annotated as pancreatic lipase-related protein 2-like. The transcript is spliced from 9 exons. NCBI's taxonomy places the organism in Eukaryota, Metazoa, Chordata, Leptocardii, Amphioxiformes, Branchiostomatidae. The record is from RefSeq and is a predicted model, not a curated record. Gene Ontology annotation, molecular function: triacylglycerol lipase activity. Gene Ontology annotation, biological process: lipid metabolic process. The coding region runs from base 60 to 1706 and encodes 548 amino acids.
UAAAAGCACGACCUGUGUGCGGGUUUCCCUUCUCUGUGUUGAUCUGUCUGUGUCUGAAAAUGAAGAAGCUGUCGUAUGUAUUCCUUCUUUUGGUGGUUAUCGUUGGAAUGGCGGACCUGGGUGAAUCCGUCAAACGUAAAAACGGAAACGUGAAGAAGAGGCAGUCUGUUCGCUUCUCGGAGCCCAGGUCACUCCCUUACGAAGAAAUUCUGCGGUUCAAAGCAAAAAGGAGGCAACAGGUCCAAUCUAGACUGAAGUCAGCAGACAACAACACAACAGCCGUCAGCAACUCAACACUCAACAACGAGACCACCACCACCACGCCCAAACCUCCACAGCUCGUCUGCUAUGGAGACCUGGGCUGUUUUUCGGAUGAGGCUCCCUUUGACAACACCGGGUCUGUGCCGCAGUCUCCAGAACAUAUCGACACCAAGUUCUACGUGUUUACAAGAAGCAAUCCAACUAUUGAGGAGCGACAGGAGAUAUCAUACGAAGACCCCUCCAGUCUGCGCAUGUCCCACUUCAACCCCAGGAACAAGGUGAAGGUACUGAUUCAUGGCUUCUUCUCCAACCCCAUCACCGAGCCGCCAUUUUGGGCAGGAGACGCCAUGAUGGAGAUGCUCAAACGGGACGAUUUAAACGUCAUCGUAGUGGACUGGAACAAAGGUGCCGCGGCGCCUAACUACUUUGCGGCGGCGUCCAACAUCCGCGUGGUGGCGGCACAGAUCGCCAAGCUGCUGGUGUUCCUGACGGAGGAGACCGGAUGUAAGCUGGAACAGUUCCAUCUGGUGGGGCACAGUCUGGGCGCGCACACGGCCGGCCUCGUGGGAACCAGGCUACCUGGUCUGCCCAGGAUCACAGGUUUGGAUCCUGCCGAGCCGUUCUUUGAAGACGAGGACCCGAUCGUGCGCCUGGACCCCACGGACGCUCUGUUCGUGGACGUGAUCCACACGGACGGGGGAGAGAUCCUGUCCGGGGCCUGGGGCCUGGACCUGCCGUCAGGACACGUGGACUUCUACCCGAACGGCGGGAAGGGACAGCCGGGGUGUGGGAACACGUGGCUCAGCGCCAUCGGCAGUCUGCUCGACUCCUCCCAAGAGCUGACUGACUCCAUGGACUGUAGCCACAAGCGUGCACACCAGCUGUACAUAGACUCCAUCAACAACCCCUGUAAACUCGUGGCCUACCCCUGCCGCAGCUAUGACGACUACCUCGCAGGGAGGUGCUGGGAAUGCUCAAACGACGCCUGCGCAGUGAUGGGGUAUGACGUAGACAGUAACCCGAACGCCCGUGGAAGCGUGUACCUGACUACGGGAGAGAGCCCGCCAUAUUGUUCGUACAAGUACAGAGUGGUGUUGAAGACAAAACCGGGGAUGGAGUUCUGUAGAGGCGAGAUCACCAUCAACAUAGCGGGGAGCUACCAGAGCACCGGCCCGAUCAAAUUCUUCGAUGACAAUUCGCAUGGAAUUGACGCGGACACGGAAUAUGUUGGCAUUUUCGCCUCCAAUGUCCGGCUGGACACCGUGAAGGAAGUGACCCUGACCUACACCCGGACAACCAGCUUUCUCUUCUCCUGGAGCACAUAUGGUGAUGUGGAGCUAGAGAGGGUCGACAUACAGUCCAACCUUGGCAUAGGUGCAUCAUCCUGCAGUGUUAUGAUAAGGGAGGACGGCACGACAACCAUUACAACAUUCAACAACUGUUGACAACAUACAAACAUAGGAAUAACGUUCAGCAAACACAGAAAAACUCCGGCAAAUGAAUCUCACCAAACAUGCGAUUCUAUAUUACGAUAUGACUAAAAGAUAUAGCUAAAAUUGCCGAAUGCCAGCCUUUUUGGGUUUAGUAUGCUCUCUCUGUCGCUGCCCUACCAAAACGUCUGGACGUGCACAUAUUCUAUUUGUCGGUCAUUUGACUGUUUGUUCAGAAUUUGAACAGCGUACAGGCAAGCUGAUUGGCCAAACCUUAAUGGCGGCAUGGGGUCAUCCAAUCAGCGCUAGUUACGUGACUUCAUCAUCACUAGAAGUAUUUUCAAUGGUUUAUUUGCAUUAAAAACACAACAACACUGUCCCAAAAAUGGCAGCCAGAGGCUGAAUUGACAUCAGGACAUCACAUAAACAGUAUAAAACGAAAAUGCCAUAUUAAACAAUUUAAAAUAGCAAUAAACCAUUACACAAAAUGUAUAUAGAAUAUUGUCAGCAAAGUAGAAGGAUAGAAUAUUUAGAAUAUAAUAUGUGCGGGCCCAGUCUUUUUGGCAGGGCAGCGACCGGGAGAAUGUACUUAAUAAAGACAAAAAAAGCUGGAAUCCAGGCUAUAGCAAAAAGGAAAUACUGGGUUCAUCUUUCCAACGGACAUAAUUGCACAAUAAUGUAUCGUUCAUCUAACACCAUCGAAUGAAAAAACAAUCAUUUACAUGUAUCAAGCAAAUGUUCUAAAUAA